CAACUUUUGAAAGUUCUUUUAUUUUUGCUAUGAAGAAGAAGCCAAAAGUUAUAAACUCUCUGUACAUAACCGCUGCUUCAACACUUGUCUCAAAAACUUUGAUUUUUUCAAUUUUUUUCUUCUUAAAUAACCCCAAAUUAUCUCAUUUUUGUUCAUUACAUUUUAUCCAUUUUGGUUUUUCACCAACUCCAUUGCUCUGUUUUUCUAGUUUCUUGAUUUUUCGGUUAUUUUUUUAUCCAUCGUGAUGUCUCAGACAGGUUUAAUUUCUCCCGAUGCGGUAAAAAGAGAGAUGAAUCCUCAACCAAUGGCGUCUCACCAGAAGAUUGUGAAUAAUCCGACUCUGUUUUGGGAAUGUCUCAGGAAUUUUCACUCUGCUGUGGGCGCAAAGGACACGGUUCCUGUGAUUGGAGGGAAGGAUCUUGAUUUGCAUGUUCUCUAUGUUGAGGUGACUAAAAGGGGUGGCUUUAACAAGGUAGUGGCUGAUAAGAAAUGGAGAGAAGUGAGUUCAAUUUUCAAAUUUUCUCCAACAACAACAAGUGCUUCAUAUGCAUUGAGGAAACAUUAUUUCACUUUGCUUCAUCACUUUGAACAAGUUUACUUUCUCAAACAUGAAGUUCCUAUGUUUGAUAAAGGUUCAUGCUUCAAAGCUGAAGGGAAAAUUGCUGCCAAAUUUGAUUGUGGCUACUUUGUGUCCCUCAAAAUGGGAAGUGAAGUUCUCAAUGGUGUACUUUACCACCCAAAUCAACAAGCUCAACCAUCCUCUUCCAAAUUGGGUGCACAAAGUUGCAACGCGAUUGUGCCUUACUACUCACCACCUAUUUCAGGACGGAGGAACAGGAGGAGGAGGAACGGAGACCCUAAUCGUCCAAAACCUAAUCGGAGUGGUUACAACUUCUUCUUUGCUGAAAAACAUGCAAUGCUCAAAUCUCUUCAUCCACACAGAGAGAGGGAGUUCACUAAGAUGAUUGGAGAGUCUUGGAACAAUCUAUCUCCUGAAGAAAAAAUGGUCUAUCAAGAGUAUGGGGUGAAGGACAAGGAAAGGUACCAGAGGGAACUUAAGGAGUACAAAGAGAGCAUGAUGAACACAUCAUCUUGCUACUAAAAGGUAACUGAUGAAUGGUAGAAGAAGAAGAAGAGCAUGAGAUAAACAUGUAAAUGUUUGUGUGGAUCAAAACCUUAUUAUAAACUUAUAUGUAAUAAUAUAGUCUUAAACUAUUUCCUAACUGUAGUUUCUCUAAACAUAUGUUUACCUAAACUAAUUCUCAUGCUUAUAAGAUGGUCUUGCUUGCUUAUCAAA
Messenger RNA from Solanum pennellii, 1297 nucleotides. Its product is annotated as high mobility group B protein 9. The coding region runs from base 245 to 1102 and encodes 285 amino acids. The record is from RefSeq and is a predicted model, not a curated record. The transcript has 5 exons. Lineage: Eukaryota; Viridiplantae; Streptophyta; Magnoliopsida; Solanales; Solanaceae. Gene Ontology annotation, molecular function: DNA binding.